Molecule: messenger RNA, 804 nt
Organism: Staurois parvus
Lineage: Eukaryota; Metazoa; Chordata; Amphibia; Anura; Ranidae
Source: the annotation of a GenBank genome assembly
AUGCAGAUGUGUAUUUUAUUUUUUGUUGCAUUAUUCCUGUUGUAUAUUUUUACAAUUUUUGGAAAUGUUUUUCUUAUCGCUGCCGUUUUCACCAGUCCUAAGCUUCACCUGCCGAUGUACUUUUUCCUCUGCAAUCUCUCAUUCAUAGACUUGUGCUACUCAUCCAGCUCUCUUCCAAAGCUAUUAUCAGCUAUAUUUUCCGUUAGAAGGACAGUCUCCAUCAUCGGCUGUCUGGUGCAAAUGUACAGUGCGGUAUACCUAGGAAGCGCUGAGUCCUUUUUAUUGGCGGUGAUGGCGUAUGAUCGUUAUAUGGCAAUAGUCUUCCCCUUGUAUUAUAACACCAUUAUGAACUGGAUAGUCUGUAGAAACAUAAUAAUAAUAAAAUGGGCGGGGAAUUUUUUCCUAUCAGUCGUCCCUUUUAUUUCAAGGCCUCCGGUAUUUUGUACAGCAAAUAAACUGGACCAUUUUGCUUGUGAGAUGUUGGCGGUUCUAGAGCUAGCCUGCGGAAAUCUCGCCUUUUAUAAACUAACUAUACUUGUUGUGAGUUUUUUCACACUUGUACUACCACUUCUGUUCAUCGUGGUGUCUUACGUUCUUAUCAUUUCAUCGAUAUUAAAGAUCCGGUCUACUGGUGGAAGAUCCAAAGCCUUUUCCACCUGUGCUUCUCACCUGACUGUUGUCUCUGUUUUAUGGAACGAGUAUCAGCAUGUAUAUGGGGCAAGUGAAAAGUUUUUCUUCAAAUCUGAAAUAUAUUUCUCUCAUUUACGGUGUUAUUACUCCCGUGUUAAAUCCUUUGAUCUAUAG